This is a messenger RNA of Papaver somniferum (opium poppy), 2355 nucleotides long. Its product is annotated as probable ubiquitin-conjugating enzyme E2 25. Gene Ontology annotation, molecular function: ubiquitin conjugating enzyme activity. Bases 1 to 2355 code for a protein of 784 amino acids. The transcript has a single exon. The record is from RefSeq and is a predicted model, not a curated record. Lineage: Eukaryota; Viridiplantae; Streptophyta; Magnoliopsida; Ranunculales; Papaveraceae.
AUGGCUACAUCUAAACCUAAUAAUAAGCUAAAAACUUUUCAGGAGGUACCUGAUGAAGAUGUAGCUAAUAAUUCAGAAGUUGAACCUUCAGAUGAACUGGUGAGUAAUGAUAAUUCAGAGAAUGAAGAAGAUGGGUUAGGUAUGUAUGAGUCAGACGACAAUCUUGUUGACCUAGAAGAAGGAUCCGAUUAUGAAUUUGAACAACCGGAUUUUAUAGAUGAAGAGGCUGCAGAUUUACAAGCCAAGUUCGAUGCUGAUGAACUGGUGAGUAAUGAUAAUUCAGAGAAUGAAGAAGAUGGGUUAGGUAUGUAUGAGUCAGACGACAAUCUUGUUGACCUAGAAGAAGGAUCCGAUUAUGAAUUAGAACAACCGGAUUUCAUAGAUGAAGAGGCUGCAGAUUUACAAGCCAAGUUCGAUGCUGAUGAACUGGUGAGUAAUGAUAACUCAGAGAAUGAAGAAGAUGGGUUAGGUAUGUAUGAGUCAGACGACAAUCUUGUUGACCUAGAAGAAGGAUCCGAUUAUGAAUUUGAACAACCGGAUUUUAUAGAUGAAGAGGCUGCAGAUUUACAAGCCAAGUUCGAUGCUGAUGAACUGGUGAGUAAUGAUAAUUCAGAGAAUGAAGAAGAUGGGUCAAGUAUGUAUGAGUCAGACGACAAUCUUGUUGACCUAGAAGAAGGAUCCGAUUAUGAAUUUGAACAACCGGAUUUUAUAGAUGAAGAGGCUGCAGAUUUACAAGCCAAGUUCGAUGCUGAUGAACUGGUGAGUAAUGAUAAUUCAGAGAAUGAAGAAGAUGGGUCAGGUAUGUAUGAGUCAGACGACAAUCUUGUUGACCUAGAAGAAGGAUCCGAUUAUGAAUUUGAACAACCGGAUUUUAUAGAUGAAGAGGCUGCAGAUUUACAAGCCAAGUUCGAUGCUGAUGAACUGGUGAGUAAUGAUAACUCAGAGAAUGAAGAAGAUGGGUUAGGUAUGUAUGAGUCAGACGACAAUCUUGUUGACCUAGAAGAAGGAUCCGAUUAUGAAUUUGAACAACCGGAUUUUAUAGAUGAAGAGGCUGCAGCUUUACAAGCCAAGUUCGAUGCUGAAGGUCUCCCUGCUGGUGCGGAAGUGUCUGUGCCUUGGUUGAUGGAGGACAAACCCGAUCCGACGAGACCUCCGGUUCCGUGUAGCAGUUCAGCUUUGCCCAAGCAGUUUCAAGAAGAUGAUUCUGAUGAAGCUAUAAUAAAGUACAGAUCUUUUAAAAGUUUUGAUACGGUUGAAGAUUUCUCCGACCACCAUUAUAAGUCAAAGUCAGUCACCAAGUCAAAGCAAGCAUCACAGAAGUGGACAAGGGCAAUUCAGCAGGAUUGGAGACUUCUAGAGAAGGAUUUGCCAGACACUAUAUUUGUCAGAGCUUAUGAAGGAAGAAUGGAUCUUCUAAGAGCUGUGAUCGUUGGUGCAGCUGAGACACCUUAUCACGACGGCCUCUUCUUCUUUGAUAUACACUAUCCAUCAGAGUAUCCUGAUACACCACCGCUUGCCAACUACCAUGCACAUAAUCUGCGCAUAAAUCCGAACUUGUACGAGAGCGGUUAUGUUUGUCUUAGUCUUCUCAACACAUGGGAUGGGGACAAGGUCGAGCGCUGGACACCAGGGAAAUCCAACAUGCUGCAAGUUCUUCUCUCUAUCCAAGCUCUGGUACUUAAUGAAAAACCCUACUUCAAUGAGCCUGGAUAUGAAGAGGAUGCUGGCUCUGUAUCAGGUGACGUGUAUGCCCGGGAAUACAAUGAGAACACAUUUAUUUUAUCAUGCAAGACAAUGCAGUACACGCUUAAGAAUCCCCCGAAGUAUUUUGAGGAUUAUGUACUGGGGCAUUUCCGCCUUCGAGCAUACACUAUUUUGGCGGCUUGUAAAGCUUACAUUGAAGGUGAUCAGGUCGGUUCUGUGAUUAAAGAAGUGCAGGAUGAUGAUGAGAGUCAAAAGAGCGGCUCCUCCAAGAAUGAAGCGGGCAAAGUUGUUGAAGGAGUGCAGGAUGUAAAUGGGGGUCAAAAGACUGGCUCAUCAUUGCACUUCAGGAGCAGGCACUCCGAGAGCUGGAACUUCAAGAACGAAGUGGGUACCAUGGCAGGCAACCUUGUCCCAUUAUUUAUAUCAAAAGGCGCUAAGAAUUGUGAGAAGUUUAUCUGUCUGGGUGACUCUUAUCGGUUAGCUGAAGCCAAUUACAGUAACAUUUUUAAGAAAGAUUUCUACAAGACAGCAGAAGAUCAAGUUGCGGCUGCUGAAUCUCAACUUCAUGCUCAGGUUCAGGCACAGGCACAGGCACCGGCUCAAACUAAUUUUGGUACAAAUAACUAUCAUUACGACUACGACGAUUAUUAG